GAGUAGCUUUAACUACAUUCAUUUCGAUGGCUCUCCUCCUCAGCGUGAACUGUUAUGCUGAGGAGGAUGCAGAGGAUUCAUCCUGUCUGGAUCACCAGAAGGCCUUUGACGGUGCUUGCUAUGAAUUUGUUGGUCUUCAUUUAUCCUUUCUCAGAGCCCAGGCGUGGUGUGAGCGAGGAGGAGGACACCUAGCCUUCAUCCUGAAUGAUGAAACACAGCAGUUCCUUCAGCAGCACCUGGACCCGGAGAAGGACUGGUGGCUUGGGCUGGGACCCGCGGGUUCAAAUCUGACGUUGGAUCCCGCUGCAACUGAAGGCUCUCUUGCAUGGUUGGAUGGCUCAGAUGUCAGCUAUAGUAACUGGGUAAACCAGCCAGAAACAGAGACAGCCUGCGGGCAUAUUCUGAGACAUGCGGGCUUCCAGUGGAAAGCCACAGCAAACUGCAGCCAGGAAUUAAGUUUCAUUUGCCAGUUUGAGUCUGGAAGGACAAUUGCAUGCGAAGGUCGAAAUGCCACUCUGCAGUGUGGUUCUGGGCAAGUUAUAGAGGUUGAAGAUGGCUUCUAUGGGCGAAAAACUAUUCAUUACUGCCGAUCAAAACUUACAGACGCACCCACAUUCUCCCAGGAGGAGUGCAGCUGGAUAAAUGUGGUGGAUUCUGUAACAGCUCAUUGCCGUGGACUGCAGGCGUGCCAGACUGCAGUGGAUCUGAACGUGUUCAGUGAACCUUGUGCUGUGCUGGGAAGUUACCUUUAUGUAGAGUAUGGCUGCAAGGAUGGACUUCACUUAUUGAUGAGUAAAGUGGCAUCUGUCUUUGAUAAUAUCACCAUCACUGUGAAGUGGGUACUGAAUCCAUUUCAGGGGAACCUAACCUGCACAGUGAAUGCUGGAGAUGGUCACGUUAUUGAUCCAUACAGCCCAAAGGAGACAGAAAGCAGUAUUAUACACAGUUUCCGCCGGCCUGGUGUUUUUGUGGUCGUCGUGGAGUGCUCUACCAGUGACUGGCAUGUUGCUGCGCAGAAAACAAUAACUAUCCAGGAGCCUGUUGGAGAGUUAAGUGCGAUCAAGUGCUACAGCAAGAAUGCGGCAACAGAUGGCGCUAAAUGCAACACACUUCAUGGCGAGCCUGUUGACAUUGAGCUUAAAGUGGAGGCAGGUACAAAUGUUUCCUACACGAUUCAUCAUGAAGCCCAUUUGAUUGCCAACUCGUCAGUGGACCUGGGGGUCACACCCUACAACCUCACACUGAAUGCAAGUGUGAUUCAGAGGCUUGGACAGGGCUGCCACAAUUUAACCAUAGCAGCAUCUAACAGAGUCACAAGCCAAGCAGUGUCCACUCCUCUGAUGCUGUGUUUGCUGGAGCCUGUUAAGGACCUGCAGGCGUCUUUGAUAGAAGAGCCAGGCGUGUGUCCAGACUCCAUCGAUCUCCUCAUCGGUGUCUCAUUGCAGCAAGGAACACCGGUGGAGUUGCUCUUUAAUCUCACUGGGGCGAGUGAUACACUGACUGAGACCAGACACAUGCUCAAUGACAGCAUGCUUACUUAUACAUUCUCUAACCCACUCGAAGGACUCUUAGCUGUGAAAGUCCAAGCUAUGAAUGCCAUUUCCACUUCUGAUGUAGACGUGGACUUAGGGGAGGUACUUCAGGUUUGCCAGAAAUAUUCUCGCUCGUCACCAGUCCAGGACAGAAAUACGACAGGUAACAUUGGAGUGGAUGAGUCGACUGACUUGAAAAUAAUGGCUUCUCCUGCCGCCGUGGUUGACCACACUCAGAGCAUCACACUGACAGUAACUGGAACCGAGUUGUUACCCAGCAAAGCUCUCGCAUAUGAAUGGAAAUGUAAAGGAAACUGCACAUGCAGAGACAUAACAAAGGGUGAAACUCACAUUAUAGAAAAAGAUUGCCUCCCGAGCCCAUUUGAAAUGUUCAAAUACACCUUAAUUGUAAGGAAAAGAAUAUGGUUUAGGAAAUGGGUGGACAUUGCUUCAGCUUCAAAGUGCAUCACUGUUGCUCCUUCAAAUGAAUUUCCAGAUGUUACAAUCAGUUGUGAUAAUUGUGCUUCCGUGAAUGUGUCUGACCACGUAAAUCUAAGACUCAGGUGUGAGACAACUUGUCCAGAUGUUGUUUGGUUCAUAGAAGACCCCAGACCUUCGACAGGUGACCUUAAUGAAUGUUACUCAGAAGCAGGAAGAAGGCCACCUAUUGAGAAGCAGGGUGGCAACACUGAAUAUACUGUUUACAGCCAACAUCUAAAAGCUUCAAGGAGGACUUCUCGCAACAUCAGCGUGAUUGCUUAUGGCAAGACAGUGCCUGGUUUUGUCAAAUUCACUCUUCCAGUGCCAGGUCCUGACCCUGAAGUGGCAAUGGAUGUACCUGCAGUCCCUUCAUGUAGCAUCUCUCCACCUUCAGGAACUGUACUUGAUGCUUUCAAUAUUACCUGCACGGAGAGCUCUUUCUGCUCUGCAGGCUGCCUUUAUUGCUUUAAGACCAACACAGGCAAACAUCUGCGGUGCAGUAAUGCAAAUGACGUGAAAUCAGUCUUUUUGCCUUUGGGUGACGAGAAUAAUAAUAACAUUUUGUCCAUGGUGGUGACUGUAAAAAAUGAAAAUGCAACAACUACUACGACUCUUGCAGCUCAGGUAUGGAAAACUAACUUCAGUGCCUCCGUAACGACUCUGCAGUCUGCGGUGGAGGAAACUGUGGGUCAGUUAGAGCAGCAAGGCCUCCUCUCUGGUGAGGCACUCGGACAAAUAUUCUCUUCAGUCUCUGACGUGCUGAAUUCAGAGGCUGGCCAAGAUCAGAAAGAUGCAAGGUCGAAGCUCAGAGAACACAUGUUGACCAAAAUGACGGGAGUCCUUCUUGACAGCCCCAGCAACUCAACUCAAGAAGUGCAAAUGAUGGCCAGAGCUGUAGCUGGACUCACGCAGAUCUCAGAUGAGCUCAGCGCAGUUGCUCAAGAAGAAGCUGGUUCAUUGUUGGUAGACCUCAGUUCCUCCCUCAAGACUAUCAGUGUCAAUCUGCCCAGCAGCGAGGAUGAAGUUGUGCAAGCAGCUACACCCAUAAUAGAAUCAGCUAGUAAUAUUUUGAACGUUUCAUCAAAUAAAAAAGUCUCAGAUUCUCUUCUGACUGGGAUAAACAACAUCCAGAGCGCUUUGCUGAAUAAUAAAGAGCUGAAUGGACAGCCUGCCAUCAUUGACUCUGGUCAGAUUAGUGUGUACGUUAACAGAAUAUCUCCAAACGCAAUGCAAACACGGGAUAUAAAUGUCCUGAAGAACAGCUCUUCCAGAUUUUCCUUCCCUUCACUGCCUGCUGGCAUCAUCUCUGCAGAGGAGGAAGUGGAUGUCAGAAUGAUGAGUUUUGAGAAGAAUCCAUACUCUUGGAAGGAGGAAAACAUCACGGGAACUGUGGGAUCUCUUUCUCUCACAAGAGUGAACGGCACAGUCAUACCUGUUGAGAACUUACCUGAAGAGAUAGAGAUUCUCCUACCAAGGCUUGAUGUUAAGCAUGAGAUCAGCACAGUGCUCGACCUCGCCAAUUUCAGCACUUUGAUACUUGAUGUGCCAUCGCCGGAUGUGACGCUGGUGCUGAAAAUGGAGCCGUCUGACGACAUUUCCUUCAUGUUGUUCUUGGGAUAUAAAGAUUAUCCAAAUGAUCAGAGCUACGUAGCAAAAACCAGGAUGCCUCUAGAGAAUGCAAAAGAAGAUGAAAAGUUUACCUGGGUACUGAGUCCCAAAGAGCGGACACCAGAUGUCGGCGUGCACUACCUUGUUAUGAAGCCAAUAGCAGAGCCUGGUGUCAAGUCUGUGAACGCCACUGUUGCCGUCAUUUCCAUUGCCGCUCAGUGUAAAUACUGGAAUGAAACCGAGUCCUCCUGGAGUGAAGACGGCUGCAGGGUCGGCCCGCUCACCACACCUUUUGUAACUCAGUGCCUUUGUAAUCACUUAACUUUAUUUGGCAGCUCUUUCUUUGUCAUGCCAAACCUGGUGGACGUCUCACGCACGGCUGAACUUUUUGCAACAUUCACUAACAAUCCUGUGGUCGUAUGUUUUGUGGGGGCCAUUUUUGCUGUUUAUCUGCUGGUGGUCAUAUGGGCACGUAGGAAAGACAUCCAGGAUGCGACCAAGGUCAAGAUAACAGUUCUUGAGGACAAUGACCCUUUGGCCGAGUAUCGCUACAUGCUGAAUGUUAGCACAGGACACCGGCAUGGAGCAUCUACCUCCUCUCAGGUGGCCGUAACUCUGCUGGGAACAGAAGGAGAGAGCGAGCCCCAUCACUUGACAGACCCUGAAAAGCCUGUGUUUGAGCGGGGUGGAGUGGACAUGUUUCUGAUGACCACACACUUUUCUCUUGGAGACCUCCAGAGCAUAAGACUGUGGCACGAUAAUUCAGGGGAACACCCUGCGUGGUAUGUCAAUAAAGUGAUGGUGCAAGAUCUGGAAACUGGUCAGAAAUGGCACUUCCUGUGUAAUUCCUGGCUGGCUGUAGAUGUGGCUGAGUGCGCUCUUGAUAAGGUCUUCCCAGUAGCGACAGAGACAGAUUUGAAGAGAUUUAGUAACCUGUUCUUCAUGAAGACAGCCAAGGACUUCCGAGACGGCCACAUCUGGUUCUCUGUCAUUAGUCGUCCUCCAUGCAGCACUUUUACACGUGUGCAACGAGUGUCCUGCUGUUUCUCCCUUUUGCUGUGCACCAUGCUGACCAGUAUUAUGUUUUGGGGCAUCCCCACAGACCCCUCUGAGCAGACCAUGGACCUGGGUCACAUCGAGUUCACCUGGCAGCAGGUUAUGAUCGGAAUUCAAAGUUCAAUUAUCAUGUUUCCCAUCAAUCUCCUUAUCGUGAGCAUCUUCAGGAACACCCGUCCUCGAGAGAAAACUGCCAAAGCUGACACAUCGAAACAAGGGAACACUGUCAAAGUUUCUCCCUCACAGACUCCCUCUCCUCUGAAAGAGAUCAAGGACAUCACUCCAGACACUGUGAUCAAGGACAUAAAGAGAAUUGCUAAGUCCCUCUCAAAAGCAAUGAAGAGUCCACUGCCGCAUCUGGAGCUCCGUCCUGACCAGCAGGCCGAUAUCAACACCCUGCUGUCUCUGGUGGAAGACAUCAUCAGACAGCAGAACCAGAUGGCUGGAAACUUCUACACUGACACCUGCAAGAGAGAUCCUGCCAUGAUCCUCAGUUUAGGUGCAGUAAAUCUGCGAGAAAACAGUAUGUGGGGAAGCCCUGAGAAGACAACAGAUGAAUUGCAGAAGAAGAGCAACAACAGCAAGUACUUGUACAGACAGCUCCAUCUGGUAGAGAAGGAGCUUGGGCUGUUGGGACCUUCUCACUUUCCAAACCCAGACAACUACAAGAGAGCCAUGCUGCAAGUUCAGGGAAUGAAGAGUCACCUGGAGUUCCAGCAGCCCUCAUCCAGCCUGGAUGGAGACCAGCUCAAUCGCAGCCCCAGUCCAGAGGAGAGCGUAGAUGGCAGUGCUAACAAGAAGUGCUGCCAAAGAGGGCUGCCGUGGUGGUUUGUGUUCAUUGGGUGGACAUUAGUAAUUGCAACCAGUGUUGUCUCGGGAUACUUCACUAUGAUGUAUGGGCUCACUUAUGGGAAAGACCGCUCCAUAAGCUGGCUCAUCUCCAUGCUGGUCUCGUUUUUUGAGAGCCUCUUCAUCACUCAACCGCUCAAGGUACUUGGUUUUGCAGCUUUUUUUGCUCUCGUUUUGAAAAAAAUCGAUCAGGAAGAAUUUGGAGAGCCUCAGAUAGAUGAGAACUUCAGAAAUACAGAUGAUCCUGAUGUGGUGCCGGUAGCCAGAAGAGAUAGCACAUGUAGCUUCUAUCAACCACCACCUCCUACUGACAUUGAGAGGAUGCGGGGCAACAUGAUUAAAGAGCAGAAGGUCUUUGCCCUCAUCAGGGAGAUUCUUGCUUACAUUGGAUUCAUGUGGGUGUUGCUCCUGGUGGCAUAUGGUCAGAGGGACCCGAAUGCUUAUUUCCUCACCCAACACAUUCGACAAAGCUUCAGCAGAGGCAUCUCAGACAGUAUGAGUGUUCAGGAUGUGUUCAACUGGGCAAACACAACUCUCCUGAGCAGCCUGUUCGGAGAGCACCCAGGAUUUAUCACCGAUGGAAACUCAAAGUUGGUAGGUAACGCCCGUCUGCGGCAGGUGAGGGUGCAGAAAAACUCCUGCCGUGUUGCGGGGUCCAUGCAGCAGUCUGUGCCGGAGUGUCACGCUCCGUACUCGUGGGAAGUGGAGGACAUGGGCUCCUACGGUCCAGGGUGGAGUCGCCCUGUGAGUGGAAACACCUCUCUGAACUCUCACAGCCCGUGGAAGUACCACUCUCAGCGAAACCUGAGAACUUUCCCCAUCUGGGGAAGUGUGAGGCUCUACAGAGGAGGCGGGUUUGUGAUGGCUCUUGGACCGGAUUUGCAAAACUCCAGCCGAAUCCUGCAGUACCUUUAUGACAACACCUGGCUAGAUGUUUACACCCAAGCAGUCUUUGUUGAGUUCACUGUAUACAAUGCCAACGUGAACCUGUUCUGCAUUGUCACACUCAUGCUGGAGACCACGGCCACAGGAGCUUUCCAGUUUCGCAGUGAGCUUCAGAAUGUGCGUCUGUACCAGUCGACCGGUGGCCUCCACAUCUUUGUCAUGGCGUCUGAAGUUGUUUACUUCCUCUUUAUCAUCUACUACAUGUUUACCCAGGGAAAGGUGAUGAGGAGAGAGAAAAUUGCUUAUUUCAAGAGUAAGUGGAAUCUGCUUGAGCUGGCGAUAAUCAUUCUCAGCUGGAGCGCACUCUCUGUCUUCAUCAAGAGGACUUUAUUGGGGAACAGGGACAUAAGCCAUUAUCAGAACAACAAAAAACAAUUUGCCAGUUUCCAUGAGACAGCCCAGGCUGAUGCAGUGCUCGGGUAUCUGAUUGCCUUUCUGGUACUGCUGGCUACAGUCAAGCUGUGGCACCUGCUGAGACUGAACCCCAAGCUGCACAUGAUCACGGCCACACUGCAGCGAGCUUGGACUGAUAUUUCAGGCUUCCUGGUGGUCAUGACCAUCAUGUUUCUGGCCUACUCUGUUGCUUCUAACCUGAUGUAUGGCUGGAAGCUGUACUCCUAUCGAACUCUGCUUGAUGCUGCACAAACCAUAGUCAGCUUGCAGCUUGGCAUAUUUAACUACGAUGAGGUUCUGAACUAUAAUCCGGUCCUUGGGGCCCUCCUUAUUGGCUCCUGCAUUGUGUUCAUGACCUUUGUGGUGCUAAACCUCUUCAUCUCUGUCAUUCUCGUGGCUUUCAGUGAAGAGCAGAUACAUCACAAGCCAUCCGAAGAGGAGGAGAUUGUGGACUUGAUGGUGAUGAAGCUCUGCAGUUUGUUUGGGAUCAAAUGUAAGAAACAAUGUUUAACUGAGCGACCAGAUGUUUCAUCUCUUUCAAAUAACAAAAUCUCAACAAUUUCUACUGGGAACAUUCAUGAGGGAUAAUAUGUUAUUCCUUGUUUAACAUCAAUGCUCCAGUCGCUGUCUGCUUAAGAUUUGUUUUUUUCUUUUUGUUCGAGAAUUAUGACUGAAUAUUUGACUUUGCAAGUUAAUCAGUAGCAUGUAUGUGUACUGCUGCAGAAAUGUCCUUAAGAAGUUACAACACUGGGAGAAAGCUAAAGCAAGGAUAUUUAUGUAAUGCACUGAAUCAUUGUGUUUAGGAUGAAGUAUUUAGUUUAACACGACUAAAUCUUCUAUAAUAUGCUGUUGUCGUGAAUAUUAGUAAAACCUGUCCAUUAUUUGCACAUUUGUAUUUGCAAUCCAUUUGCUCAAACUAUUUUAAACAGCUGUAAAGAGUGUGAUGUGGUUAAUGUGUCUUCCAUUUCUAGUAGUGGACAGUUUUCUGUUAAGAAGAAUGGCAUAUAGAGAUAAAUGUUAUAAAGGUCAAAUAAACUUCAGAA
Molecule: messenger RNA, 7906 nt
Organism: Cololabis saira (Pacific saury)
Lineage: Eukaryota; Metazoa; Chordata; Actinopteri; Beloniformes; Belonidae
Gene: pkd1l2a
Product: polycystic kidney disease 1 like 2a
Exons: 41
Coding region: 27-7451 (2474 amino acids)
Biological process (GO): detection of mechanical stimulus
Cellular component (GO): membrane
Molecular function (GO): calcium ion binding; protein binding; carbohydrate binding
Source: RefSeq, a predicted model, not a curated record